CCCAUGCGGUUCUCGUCGACCAUGUCCCAAAACUAUCUGUUAGCGCCCAUCCAAGAAUGCCCGUCCGAGUUCCUGGUCAAGGAGGUGAAAUUGGCUGUGCUCGGAACUGUGGGCGUGGGGAAGAGCGCCAUGAUUGUCCGGUUCCUCACCAAAAGGUUUAUCGGCGACUAUGAACCCAAUACUGGAAAUCUAUAUUCAAGACUUGUUCAUAUAGAAGGUGAUCAAAUGUUUCUGCAGAUCCAAGACACACCAGGAUGCCCGGAGUGUGGAGAAGCUAUUGGUAUUAACACAUUUGGCAUUUCUGCUCUGAUAAACGUUAGUUCCCAACAUCAAGAUUGA
Molecule: messenger RNA, 339 nt
Organism: Pseudonaja textilis
Lineage: Eukaryota; Metazoa; Chordata; Lepidosauria; Squamata; Elapidae
Source: RefSeq, a predicted model, not a curated record